UGGUUGGAUUACCGUCCAAUAGGAAAGAAGAGCCGGCGUCUGGUAUUUACAUAAAUUCUUAGCUGUCCGCCGGCCGUCCAAUCGGAUUCCGGCGAUUUGGAGCCUUCAUUUGAAUAUGGAGACGAUAAAUAGCGCUGUGGGCGCCGCCUGUCCGCAUCUGGGCACCGCCCCGCCAUGCCAGAGCCGUCCCGCUCGGCUCCCGCGCCCAAAAAGGGCUCCAAGAAGGCCAUCGCCAAGGCGCAGAAGAAGGACGGCAAGAAGCGCAAACGCGGCCGCAAGGAGAGCUACUCUAUCUACGUGUACAAGGUGCUGAAGCAGGUGCACCCCGACACCGGCAUCUCGUCUAAGGCCAUGGGCAUCAUGAACUCGUUCGUCAACGACAUCUUCGAGCGCAUCGCCAGCGAGGCCUCCCGCCUGGCGCACUACAACAAGCGCUCGACCAUCACGUCCCGCGAGGUGCAGACGGCCGUGCGCCUGCUGUUACCCGGCGAGCUGGCCAAGCACGCCGUGUCCGAGGGCACCAAGGCCGUCACCAAGUACACCAGCUCCAAGUGAGGUGCGCCGGGCGCCCCGGAACCCAAAGGCUCUUUUCAGAGCCACCUCUGUGCUCAGAAAGGAGCGUGCCACCCGGUGUGGUUGUGAUGUGGUGCUCCAGGGGGUCGGGGCACCUGGAGUGCGCAACGGGGCGCAAACCCUGGCCUAAAGCUGAGCUCCUCUGCAGACGUGUAUCUCUCAAAGGCAUCUUGGGUCAGUCUCCACCGAGCCAGCAGCGGGAGAGGGAGAGCGGCCUUGACUUUAGGCGGAGACUCUGUGGGGUGAGGGCGCGCUUCACUUCCAGGAAGUCCUCAGGCCAACCUCCCCAACCAGCACUCCCCUGUCUCUUAAUGGGUGAGGUCGCUGGGCACGACCGUGUGAGGCCCUGGGUGUUGCGCAGCCUUGGCGGUUGGCGCUCGUUCCCGUCCUUCCCGCCUUUGCCUCACUGGGCACCAGGAGCUUCUGGCCAAAAAACUCAAGCAGUGUUGAGUUUAAGCAGACUUUUAUGGGCACUUAGGCGUUUCUAUCGGAAAAAGUCAAAACGGCGGGAGCACACAUCAUGGCCUCCAUCCUCCCACUUCGCUAAAAUCCUUCCUAUUAGGAGGUUGCUUUUCGAAAAACGUGUAUAUUUUUAACAUAAGCCUAGUAAACGGCCAAACAGCCUUUUAUACUUUUUAAAAAUUCAAUUAGUCAACUUACAGUACAUUCUUAAUUUCAGUUGCAGUGUUUAAAAAUUCGUGAAUUUCUUACAACACCCAGUGGAAAGAGCCUUUUUAACAAAACGAAUAGAGGGCAUUUAAGGAAAAACAAAAAGAAGUAAACCAUAUGCAAAGGGUAUAACUUGCCUGCUUCAUAACUGAAGCACUGGGCCUGACAGGCCUGACUGCCCUCACCCUAGAAAACAUCCCACUGUACUAGUGACCCCCGAAUUACCAAGACCACCCCGAGAUCAUCCUAGUCUCGACAGCCUGCAAGCCUCCCAGGAUUUGGACUCGAGCCUCGGUUCCCUCAGUGGGCCUCCUGAUUCCUGUCCCUUAUGGGACUUAGGUUCUCUCUGGCGACUACCACACUUCUGUCAACAUUUAACCUCUUAUACAGUAAAUUUUUGUUUGCUUUUGUAAUUUUUAUUAAAGGGAUAGCCCCUCCCGAUCUAUCUUUGGUUUACUCCAUAGUAAUUAGCAAAUCUGACUUGAAAUUUUCAGCUGAGGUUGGGGGAGGGGAGAGUCUCUUAAAUGCAUCUCAGAUAGGAUACCUUGAAAAAUCCCUCCAGUGCCUUUACUUGGUUAUCUCAAACCCAGAGAAUUCUUCCAUUGUAUUGAGCCUAUGCAUUGUCAAUACCCAGCGAACCCCUUCCCCCAACCUCCAGCUUAACAUAAAUAACAUUUCUCUUUCUCUGUUGCCGCAGUAUUACAGACAUGGGUUCUGUAUUCAAUUUCCCUCCAUUUUCUUGAUUAUAAAUUCUCAACAGCGGAGACUCCGUGUCGCCCUGCAUUUUCCUUAAUAGAUUCCCUGGGAGGAGAGGGCGCAUCCAGGCCCAUUCUUCGUCUGAGGCUGCUGCUGGCUGUCUCUG
Ailuropoda melanoleuca (giant panda) is the source of this 2104-nucleotide messenger RNA. RefSeq names its product histone H2B type 3-A. The record is from RefSeq and is a predicted model, not a curated record. Gene Ontology annotation, cellular component: nucleosome. Gene Ontology annotation, molecular function: DNA binding; protein heterodimerization activity; structural constituent of chromatin. NCBI's taxonomy places the organism in Eukaryota, Metazoa, Chordata, Mammalia, Carnivora, Ursidae. The transcript has a single exon. Bases 175 to 555 code for a protein of 126 amino acids.